Messenger RNA from Aspergillus japonicus CBS 114.51, 1198 nucleotides. RefSeq names its product FPP/GGPP synthase family protein. The coding region runs from base 29 to 1060 and encodes 343 amino acids. Lineage: Eukaryota; Fungi; Ascomycota; Eurotiomycetes; Eurotiales; Aspergillaceae. Gene Ontology annotation, molecular function: prenyltransferase activity. Gene Ontology annotation, biological process: isoprenoid biosynthetic process. The record is from RefSeq and is a predicted model, not a curated record. The transcript is spliced from 4 exons.
CCUACACUUCAAUUACAGCACUACCACCAUGGAACCACAGCCCUCCCAACCCAACAGCAGCAACCAUGAACAACGCCCAAAUCCCACCAAGCUCCCCAAAACAACCCUCCUCGCCCCAUUCAACCCCGCAAACGCAACCGCAGAAAAGAUCUGCGCAGCCCCAAUAGAAUACACCCAAUCCCUGCCCGGCAAAAACACCCUCACCAGAUUCAUCGACAGCCUCGCACCAUGGUUUCCCGUCAAGGAAGCAUACCUCGCCCCCCUGCGCGAGAUAACUGCCACCCUCUUCACCACGAUCCUGAUACUAGAUGAUAUAGAAGACUCCUCCCCGCUCCGCCGGGGCCAUCCCUCGGCGCACACGCAAUUCGGAACAGCCCAGACCGUCAACGCAGCCACAUACACUUUAAUGACCCUGACUGCAUCCAUCCACCAACACCUCGGGCCCCAGGCCCUGGCAGCCUUUCUCGAGGAGAUGCAGAACUUGGGGAUGGGGCAGGCGCUCGAUCUCCACUGGACCUUUGCGGCAACAUGUCCCACGGUGGAGGAGUACCUGGAGAUGGUGGAUCUCAAGACGGGGAGUUUGUUUCGGUUGGUGGUUAGAUGGAUGAGUGUGGGGGCCAAAGCGGGAGCCGGGGAGGUCGAUGGGGAUGAGGAUAUAUUGGGGGUGGCUACGUUGCUUGGGCGGUAUUAUCAGGUUAGGGAUGAUUUGUUGAAUUUGAGUGGGGAGUAUACUGUGGCGAAAGGUUGGUGUGAGGAUUUGGAUGAGGGCAAGUUCUCGUUUCCUUUGGUUUGGUUGUUGAAGGUGCAGGGGGGUGAGGUCGGGAGGGAGGUUUAUGGUUUGCUUUUUGGUGAGGCCGGGGUGCGGGGGGAGAGAAGGGGGGUGUCGGAUGAAGUCAAGGAGAGGGUGGUUGAGGUUUUGAGGGCUUCUGGGACGCUGGAGGAUACGGGCAAGGUGUUGGAGGAGAUUAUGGAGGAGAUUGUGGAGGUUUUGGGCAGGGUCGAGGGGAGGUUGGGGGUGAAUGCUGGAUUGCGCGGGCUGAUUUCGCGUCUGAGGGUUUGAGAUCCACAACCUGUCCGGUGCGAUUGAUAUCCUAGUCUUGCUGGCGUUGAAUGUGAUGUUCAAAUAUGAUGAAUGUUCGUUCUCGUACCAAGAGACUGGCUCCGAGCGUGGGAGCCAAUCCAUUUUCAUUGACCCAUA